AUGGCCUUCAAUUUUGCCAAGAGCUUCCAGCUUCCAAAGGAAUUCAACGUGGACUUCCAAAAGUUGUCGACUAACCUCACUUCCACAGUCCAAGGAUCAAUAAAGGAAAUUUCUAAGGAUGUCAAGGACUUUAGCGAGAACUUCCAACCUUACACUAAGAAUGCCAUUGACUUGAUGAAAGAAACCAUUGGAUCGGGUAUCAGUGGUGACGAAGUCAGCGCUUUACCUCCAGAUUAUUUAUUAUUGGAAAGGAAGGCGGACAAUCUCAAGGCCAUUUACAAUCGUUUCUUGGAAGUCACCCAAACUUAUGAAAUUGAAUCAUAUGAUUAUCCUCCAAAUAUCAAGGAAUCGAUAACUGACCUUUCUAAGACAUUUUCUGAAAAAUUCCAAGAAUUGUCUAGUGCGUCCACUACAAAAGAAGCAGAAAAGAUUUUGAUCAAGCCAUCUAGCAACCAGUCGCCAAAGACAUUGGCUCAUGCCAUCGCUAAAGCUGCUGCCGUUUCCAGAGAGUCUCUUUUGAAGCAAGUCGAGGCUGAAGAACAGGAAGAAGAUGAGGAAGAAGACAAAGAAGACUCGUUUGCUAAAGUGUUGUUGAAAUUGGCUGAUACCCAGAAAUCGAUUGGCAGUAAGAGACUAGAGCAAGAUAGUUUGGUCAUCAAUAAAUUCAACUCUAAGAUCAAGGAGAUUUUGGAUAAGAUGUUCAAAGAUACCGUCAAGAAUAGAAAGCACGUUAAUCAAUCAAGAUAUAGAUUAGAUCAUAUCAGGUAUGAAAUCAAAAUUGCUGAGGAAGAACAAGAGAAAUUGAAGACUAGUGAAGGGGAAGACAAGAAGGAGGAGAUUGAGAAGCACACCAAGUAUCUCGAGGACUUGAAUAGCAAGUUGGAAGCUGCUGAAGACGAGUUAGUCAACAGUACUAUUGUUGCUGCCAAGUCGAUGAAGAAGUUCUUGAAUCCUGUUGAGUCCAUUGGAUUGAUUAAGAUUUUGACUACAAUUCAAAUGAAUUACUUCAAGGCUGCUGCUGCUGACCUUGAACUAUUAUUGAAGGAUAUUGACGAGAUUUCGGAGUCAAUUGAAGAAGAGGAAGAAGAAGAGGAAGAAGAACAAGAAGAAGAAGAAGAAGAAGAAGCAUAA
Molecule: messenger RNA, 1131 nt
Organism: Saccharomycopsis crataegensis
Lineage: Eukaryota; Fungi; Ascomycota; Saccharomycetes; Ascoideales; Saccharomycopsidaceae
Exons: 1
Coding region: 1-1131 (376 amino acids)
Source: RefSeq, a predicted model, not a curated record